Suillus paluster is the source of this 2418-nucleotide messenger RNA. RefSeq names its product microtubule associated protein-domain-containing protein. Gene Ontology annotation, biological process: microtubule cytoskeleton organization; mitotic spindle midzone assembly. The transcript is spliced from 5 exons. The annotation marks the transcript as partial. Gene Ontology annotation, molecular function: microtubule binding. Lineage: Eukaryota; Fungi; Basidiomycota; Agaricomycetes; Boletales; Suillaceae. Gene Ontology annotation, cellular component: cytoplasm; spindle; mitotic spindle midzone. The record is from RefSeq and is a predicted model, not a curated record.
GCCACAUCUCUCAUCGCGUCAAAUAUGUCUUCCUCGUCGUCUCUGACAUUGAGCACCCUACUGUCAACAUUACACACACACCUUAACGCCCAAACCCAACUUUUGCCGACACUCCAUGUUCAACUCGGCUUACCACAAACCGCCCUAGAAGAUGAACUCCAAACAUUACAGCAUACCCUGACCAAAGCCGUCGAGUCUCAGAUAGAAGUGCGGAGGAAACAAGUAGACGAUUGGAUAGGAAGAUGCGAAGGAGUGGAGUCUGGUUGCGCUCGGUAUUCGAGAGCGCUUGGUACACAUGCUAAAGUUGCUGGAUCGCUCAGCGAUCUGAAAGCUGAGAAGGUCUUGCCGAGGAGAUAUGAAGGAGCUACCGUGUACCAGGAGAAACUAAGACAAAUCUACCAUACAAAGCUCGAGCAGCUUACAACAUUGACCAAUCGCCUUAAUGCCCUCGCACGGACUUUGGGCUCCCAUUUCUUUCAACCUGAUAUUUUAACCCCAGCAGUCGCUGCUGCCGAGGAACUAGACGACUCUUCAGCACUGCGAAACGUUAUGCCUGAACGUUUCUCCAAGCUCGAGAAGGAGCUUGUACGAGGAAAAGGCGAAGUGUCGAAACGACUAAAUCAACUGGGUGAAGUCUUCACCCAGAUCGACUGGCUUUACUCAGAACUAGGCAUCGAUUCUCCCGCACCCACUGUCACUCCAACGGUUGCUACUUCAUCUUCAACGCUCGCUGUACCAAGAUAUUCCCUGCCACGAUCUUCAUCCGCCGGUAGCACCCGUCUUAAUCCCAACGCAGAUCCAUUCGCAUCGUCAACCAUCGGACCAUCAACUCCUACGCCCUCAUCUCUUGGGACAUCCGAUAACCACUUGCUUUGUCCAUCGUCCUCACCCCCACACCACUCCACGCCCCUUCCAGAAGUCCCCGAAUUCCCCGACGAACGCGAAUACCUCAGGUCCCUCGGACGUUUCAUCGAAUUACUCGACUCCUCACCACAAGACUCGUCACCUGGACCACUCCUAAAUUCCUGCGGUGUCGAACCGACGCAGGGGAUUCUAGCAUGGGCUAAUAGACUGCACGCGGAACUGGCUGAGCUCAAGAGGCGGCGAGAAGUGCACAUCCAAGCUAUGUACGAUCAACUGGAGGCGCUUUGGCGACGUAUGGGCGUGGGCGAGGAGGCUAUGGACGGUUUUGUCGAGGCGAAUCGCGGGACGACCCCUCCUGUGAUUCAGGCGUAUGAAGAGGAACUAGAACGCAUGAUUGAUUUGAAACGCGAGAGAAUGGGCGAAUUUAUCGCUAAUGCUCGUACAGAAAUCGAAAGCUUGUGGGAGGAGCUUAUGGUAGGAGAAGAUGAGCGGAAUGAUUUUGCGGCGUUUGCUGAUGAUGAACAUACGGAGGAUUUGCUGAGCCAGCAUGAGCACGAGAUUGCCCGCCUGAAAGCGGAGGUGCGACUCAAGAUGCCACUGCUGACGUCGAUCAGGAAGUACAUCGAGAUUUGUGAUGAAGAGAAGGAGCUCGGGCGGGUCGCGAGCGAUCAGACGCGCCUUCUAGGAAGGGGCGGGGGACGAGAUCCGGGCAGAUUGCUUCGGGAAGAGAAAAUGCGAAAGAGGGUUGGGAAAGAGAAACCCAAGCUUGAACAACAACUACUGUCGUCGUUGCCUACAUGGGAGCAAACGCACGGACGAGCUUUCCUCGUACAUGGCGAAAGCAUGCUCCAGCUGUUGAUGGAGAAUGCAUCGUCGAACGAACAGGAGAACCGCAAGAGAACGCCGACAUCUCAGUACUCUAUGCAAGCGCUCAACAAGGGGGCUUCGCAGGGCCUGAAGCCCGCCGCUACCAGCGGAGCAAACGGCGCUUCCAAAGGAGGUUAUGUCCCUGGCAAAUCCAACGCAGCUCACCACGGCGUAGUGACACCAGCCGUCCGGCCAGGAUCCUCGAUGUCUUCGAAUACCCACGGAACCAAUAAACGACAGAAACUCGCCGAUGGCGGGCAUCAUACCGUAACACGUCCAACAUCUCCCACAAGGAGCCGGACACGCAGCGGCAAUUCAACUCUCCCCCGUCCAGCUACUCAAAACGCGCCUCCUAUGCCUUCACACUCGAAGAACACGCAGGGGUACGCCGCACUAGGAUGGGGCCGCAAUCCUUCAACGAUGCCACGCUCGACGUCGCAAACGAGCCUAACGAGCGGUCAUCUGGGCUCGAGCGUGAGCUCACACUAUCUUUCGAGCUCACGAUCGUAUAAUUCUGGCCCGAUGGCGUCCAGUUAUUCCAAGGAGCCAGCAGCUAAAAAGACGAUGGGUCGCAUUCGCAAGGAAAGCUUCAAGCCGCGGGCGAGCAUUGAUGGCGGUAGUGGGGGUGCUGCGGGAUGGAAGAGUGGGUUCCGGGGGAUGAGUGUUGCGGAGGAGGAUGGGUGCUGA